AAUGAAGAGUGGAAGACAUUCUCUAAGGAUGCUGAAAUUGCAGCAGCUAGUAUUGUUUUAAUACAUGCACAAAUUGGAAAUUCGAGUGGAGAUGUUUCAUUUACUUAAGAGGGGGAUAAGAACAUGUAUUCUUCUACAGUUACAGUGGAUGUGGUUCUAUCUAUGUAUGAUCAACGAGUUGUUUCCUAGUCAAGCGUUUCCAAUUUCAACAGAGCAUCCAGACAAAAAUUGGUGGUCAAACAUCGAAUUAACCGACACAAGCAUCUCAGGUAACGUUCAUGUACGUGUAAAGCGAUCCAACGAUUCGGCACCGCCUCCCAAACAAUAUGCAAACGCAAUCGAGGAAUUCUACGCCGAUCCGAAUAACAGGGCGAUGUACUUAGUCCUGCCUCUUAUAGUUCUUAUUUAUGGGGGAUGUAGUUCUAUCUACUGCAUUCACAAAUGUUGCCGCUACGUCAAGAGGAAGAAGUUAGAAAAGGAAAUGCAAUCAAGGGAGCGCUUAACUUCUGAAACUGAAAGUUGUUCUGGCAUAGAAGACACAGAAGAAAAAAUGACUAUAGAAGCAGAGAGGGAAUCAUCGCCCGUAUAUAAAGAAAAUAUACACAUAACAGAAAAGAAAAAUUCACCACCGCCUGCUUACGAGCAAACACGACAAAAAGUCGAAGAUUUGCCACUUGAAGAUGUUGAAGAACCUACGGACCCACAUAACCAAACCAUUGAAAAACAUUCAGAAAACAUUCAACAUAAAGAAACUAGUUUUAUAGAGAGGAAGGAUGAUGAGCAAAAGGUGAAAAAAGUCAAGACUCCUGAAGUGAACAGGAACACUCCUCGCAGUAACAUCGACUCACGACCUUCGAGUAUGACGUCAUCAAUCCGACCAAAGCCGUCGCCACCUCCAGCCUAUGAAAAGAGGACCUCUCCGGACGGGAAAUCAUCAAAGGGCAAGGAGAUGUUCGAAUUGACACCACGUGACAUUGAAGACAUUCUGAACUACUACAGUGACAAGAAACACAUGCCGGAUGUGAUUCCUGACGAUACUGAAAAUGUCAUUCCAUUGAGAAAGAAAGUUACGAAAUGGAAACACAGAGUUUUUAAUGGGUGAAAAAUAUUAUCGGCUAAAUACUUUCCUACAAAGAUGAUACGAAGCUGGAAGCUAGAAAUUUGUCAAUCAGACCGCAUCAUAAAAUCUAUAUAGAAUGACGAUGCAAUAUUUUUUUCUUUUUCACUUUAGUGAAAGUUUAAGGCACCUUCUUCUUUGCGAUUAAACAAUUGGUCAGGUGUUCGAAAGAUAUCGCCUAAAUAGAACAACUUGACCUACGGUCAAUGCUUUUAAAAUUGUUUUAUGUUGUUGUUCUACAGAAAUACAGCAACCUGCAAAUAUAUCAAAAGCAAACAGAAUAUAGCUAGCAUAUCAAUUCUCUGAUUUGGUAUCUUACAGCAUUUUUUAAUCGUGUGAAUCGGGUUCAUUAUGCAAAAGUGGUACAUUUAUUUUUUUUGUAUAAUGCAUUAAAAUUUCUUCCUCUGUCUGUUAGAGAUCAACAGAAAAAAGUAUGGUUUGUUAAUCAAUAUUUUAUGUAAUAUAAAUGCAUUAACAACCGAAUAUGAUGUUAAUUCUAAAAAAAAAGAAAAAAAACUGUUGACAAGUCAGUCGACUUGGGUAAGCUCUGGUCUGAAAUCAACCAAAAUGUCCAAUCUUAUGAUGCAAUUUAUACACCCUUCCGUCCAAAUGUUCAUUGAAAACACAAACACACACAAAAUUUCCGAUUAUUAAACUCGUUUAUAGAACUCAGAGGUUUUUACUGCUUAGAAAUUUGCUUCGAAAGAACGUAACAUUGAUUCAAACCUGAAGUAACAUUUUUCAAUUUUUUAAAAUCUCAAAUCCUCUCAAAUUAUAUCGGAUUAAUAACUCAGUCAAAAUCAUUUACCUUUGAUAUUUGAUUCGUAAUAGUUUAAUGAAUUUUUUUUAAUAAUUGGUUUUCUUAAAAUAUUUUAGAUUGUACCUCAUCAGCUUCAAAAUACCGUAAUCAAUGACGCAUUGUUUUUUUCUUUGAAAUUAUGUACAUGUAACUGUGAUAACUGUUUUGUAGCCAAUCAUAUUUUUUAAACAAUUGUAUAUAUAGAAAUUGUUAUAUUUAAAUGCAACUUGCGAAUUAAUGUUAAUCUUAUUUUGAAAAAACAGAGCAAAUAUAAUUGUAAAAAUUGUCUUAAUAUUUUGCACAUUAAUGUCAAAUGAAAAAAGAAUAAUGGAAUGAUCAGCUCUGAAUUGAUUGUUCUUUUAAAAGGGAUAUCAAGAUACUGUAAACCAACUUUUAUUCUCGAGGAAGAAAUUUCCGCAAGUUUCGCGACCAGGUUUUAUUUGGGAACAUUUCUCCUAAUUAACCAAUGUUUCACUUAUGUAUUUUUGUGGAAGGUUGGUUCAGUCGGGAAAUACGAUAGUAGAUUAGAACAGAGGUAUCACAAAAAGAUGUCUUAAAUAAUUGUUGGUUUAAGGUGCUAAGACACAGAUUUGAAGUUGAUGUUUUUUUUUAAUUUUAACAACUUCCAGAUAAAAUAAGAUCUUUGUUUUAUUUCCGUGUGAAAUGCUAUAGCAACAUAUAAGUUCGAUAUAUAACACAGAAAAUUUGAGAGAAUAUGAACUUCAAGUCUGUGUCUUGGCACUUUUAACAUAGAAAAGCAUUUUAAAAGAUCGUAAUUAAAAGUACAUUUGACGAUUUAGAAGCAAAUAACUGUUAAUAGGAUCAUACUAUCCUUUUCAGAUAUAUUGCAUUGACACUAUUAUGAAAGUUAAUGUAACGUGUACAUAAAACUCAAAUUGUUUUUGAUUGAAUUGUGUGUAAUGCAAAUCAUUUUUGUGUCAUUUUUACAAAGGUUUCAGUCUUAAUUUUAUAAAAUAUAUUUAUGGAAAAA
Messenger RNA from Saccostrea cuccullata (small rock oyster), 2907 nucleotides. RefSeq lists its product as uncharacterized. Bases 65 to 1102 code for a protein of 345 amino acids. The transcript is spliced from 3 exons. The record is from RefSeq and is a predicted model, not a curated record. Lineage: Eukaryota; Metazoa; Mollusca; Bivalvia; Ostreida; Ostreidae.